Rhinolophus ferrumequinum (greater horseshoe bat) is the source of this 1618-nucleotide messenger RNA. It is a transcript of the gene ASB16, whose product is annotated as ankyrin repeat and SOCS box containing 16. Gene Ontology annotation, molecular function: protein binding. The coding region runs from base 127 to 1488 and encodes 453 amino acids. The record is from RefSeq and is a predicted model, not a curated record. NCBI's taxonomy places the organism in Eukaryota, Metazoa, Chordata, Mammalia, Chiroptera, Rhinolophidae. The transcript has 5 exons. Gene Ontology annotation, biological process: intracellular signal transduction.
CAGCUGCUCUUCUCUCUGGGUCACGGGUGAGGGGCCAGGGUGGCUCCUCAGAGCAAGGGUAGUAGUCCGGCCGAGGGGAGCCGGCUCUGCCCAGCUGCCACUGACCAGACCCCUGGGCCCCUCAGGAUGGCAAAGGAAACCUUCCCCUUCACCUCCUCCACGCUGCGCUCUCUCCGCCUGCAGCGGGAGUGGCUGGAGUGGGAGGACCGGCGCCGGGCAGCAGCCCAGCAAUGCCGGAGCCAAAGGUGCCCCCCAAGUUUCCGGGCACGACUCACUAGGCCGCGUCGCUCCUGCCGAGACCCAGCGGUCCACAAUGCCCUGUUCUCUGGCGACCUGCAAGAGAUCCAAGCCCUGUUCCAAGAUGAAGACACCGCCAACAUGAUUGUGGAGACUGUGAGCAACCAGCUGGCCUGGUCGGCUGAACAGGGGUUCUGGGUAUUGACCCCCAAGACCAAGCAGACGGUGCCCCUCACCAUCACUGCAGCCCGAGGCUACACCGACUGUGCCCGCCACCUCAUCCGGCAGGGAGCGGAGCUGGACGCCAGGGUUGGGGGCCGGGCAGCCUUGCAUGAGGCCUGUGCCCGGGCCCAGUCCGACUGUGUACGGCUGCUGCUGACCUUCGGUGCCAAGGCCAAUGUGUUGUCUGAGGAAGGCACGACCCCUUUGCACCUUUGCACAGCCCCUGAAUCCUUGCAGUGCGCCAAGCUGCUGCUGGAGGCGGGAGCAACCGUGAACAUGGCUGCACGGGACAGCGAGGUGACGCCCCUGCAUGUGGCGGCAGCACGAGGCCUGGAGGAGCACGUGGCUCUCUACCUGGAGCACGGAGCCAACGUGGGCUUGCGCACCAGCCAGGGUGAGACGGCCCUGAACGCGGCGUGCGCGGGGGCCGAGAGCCCAGGCAGUGACCGGCAGCACCAGGCCACCGCGCAACGGCUCCUGGAGGCCGGGGCGGAUGCGCGGGCGGCUGGGCGCAAGCGCCACACACCGCUGCAUAACGCCUGUGCCAACGGCUGUGGGGCUCUGGCUGAGCUGCUGCUACGCCACGGGGCCUGCGCUGGAGUCCCCAACGCAGCGGGCCACACACCCAUGGACUGUGCGCUGCAGGCUGUCCAGGAUGCCCCCAACUGGGAGCCCGAAGUCCUCUUCACUACGCUGCUGGACUACGGGGCCCAGCCUGUGCACCCUGAGAUGCUGAAACACUGUGCCAACUUCCCUCGGGCCCUGGAAGUCCUGCUUAAUGCCUAUCCUUGUGUCCCAUCCUGUGAUACCUGGGUUGACGCAGUGCUCCCAGAGCUGUGGCAGGAGCACGAAGCCUUCUACAGCUCUGCCCUGAGCAUGGUGAACCAGCCGAGGCGGCUGCAGCACCUGGCCCGCCUGGCUGUGCGUGCCCAAUUGGGUAGCCGCUGCCGACAAGCCGCCGCCCGUCUCCCACUGCCCCCGCUCCUCAGGGACUACCUGCUGCUCCGUGUGGAGGGGCGCAUCCAGUGAGCACGCCUGGCUGCUCCCACAGCUUGUCUUGCUUUCUCCAUCUGUUGUGCCCCCCAACCCUAGAGGGCCAAUUCCUGGCCCUCUGUCCACACUCCGUAUACCUUCCUGGGCCAGUUCCUCCCUCACUGGC